AUGAUCGACCAUUUACAGAAAAAAACAUGGGAGUUAUUUACCCUAGUUUGUUUUUUUUUUUGUGGGGGGUAUUCCUUUUCCCACUUUUUCUACCUUCUCUUUCUUUUUCUUUUCCCUUCUCACCUGUUCUACCUCAUACCUCUUUCCUUCCUUUCCUUUCUUUCCUUUCUCCUUCUAGUUCACUUCGUUCCUCGACCGCUUUUCUUCUUCCUCGCCUUUUUCUUCAUUGUUUCUUCUUUUUCUUCUUCCUUUCUUCGCGCCUUUUUUUUUCUUUUUUUUACCUCAUUAUCGUCCUUUUUUUUCUCAUUGCUUAUUUCAGUUCAUUCAACGUCUUUUCAUCUUUUGCUUGUUUCUUUCUUUCUUUCUUUCUUUCUUUCUUUCUUUCUUUCUUUACAGUCUAUUCAUAUCUAUGUAUCAGUCUCUCUACUUUUUUCUCCAUCCCAACCACUUACCGUUAUUUUGAUCCCGAACAUUUUCAAUAACAGACACAAAUUUAACCAUCAGCCCCUAACUUCUCGAAGAUGCCUGUUAACCUUUCUUUCUUUCACUGUCCUUAUUCUUUCUUUCUUUCUUUCUUUCUUUCUUUCUUUCUUUCUUCAGAUUUUGUCUUCCUUUCUUUCCCACCAUAAUUCUUUCUUUCUUUUUUUGUCCCGACUAUUUCUUUCUUUCUUUCUUUCUUUCUUUCUUUCUUUCUUUCUUUAUUUCUUUCUUUCUUUCUUUCUUUCAUCUAUGUUCUUGCUUUCUCUUUUUUCUAUCUUUAUUUGCUUAGAUUCUUUCUUUUCCUCUUUCCGACCAGAGUCUCAGCGAUACCAUUUUCAAAGUGUCGUCUUGUUUUUUUUUUUUUCCUUUCUUUACUUGGUUCGUUGCCUUUCUUUUCUUUCUUUCUUUCUUUCUUUCUUUCUUUCUUUCUUUCUUUCUGGUUGUCCCAGCCUCUCCAUACCAAUCUGUCUCUCUAUUUCAAUUACCUCCCCAACCUAA
This is a messenger RNA of Acanthosepion pharaonis, 978 nucleotides long. Lineage: Eukaryota; Metazoa; Mollusca; Cephalopoda; Sepiida; Sepiidae. The record is from the annotation of a GenBank genome assembly.